Molecule: messenger RNA, 3356 nt
Organism: Frankliniella occidentalis (western flower thrips)
Lineage: Eukaryota; Metazoa; Arthropoda; Insecta; Thysanoptera; Thripidae
Gene: boss
Exons: 9
Coding region: 803-3268 (821 amino acids)
Biological process (GO): G protein-coupled receptor signaling pathway; visual perception
Cellular component (GO): membrane
Molecular function (GO): sevenless binding; adenylate cyclase inhibiting G protein-coupled glutamate receptor activity
Source: RefSeq, a predicted model, not a curated record
CGCCGACCGGAUGGUGCCAGACCGGACUCGCUGUGUGCGGGCGCGCCCGACGCGGGGAAGGACCCAGUCCACGCCUUGCCUCGCCGCCAGGGCUGCCCCGGGGCCGCCGCGCGCCAGGACGGCAGGGUUCAGCGCGAGGUACAGCGGCGCUGCAGGGGGCCACAGGCAGCCAAAGGCUGGGCCUCCCUCGAGGCGGAAGGAAGUCGUUGUCCCGGCCCGCCCCUCCUCGAGCCGACGGGAGCGGGGUCGCCGGAAAUCAAGUGUGUCCACCUCGAGAGCAGGCCGUCGCUGGGUCCUGGCGAGGCGCUCCCUCGGCACGGCGCGGCGCCACCCUCGCCGCCGCCCCCUCGGCACCGCCCAUGGGGGGCCGAGCAAAGCCGCUCGGAGACAUCACGCCGCCGUGCUCAUGGCCCGGAGUGGCGUACGCGGGGCCCAUAGUGCAGUGACGACAAGUGGAGGUGACGGCGGAGCACGGGAGUGACGUGGAGCGGGCGUAGGGGCCCAGGCCCAAUGGAGUGACGUGGAGUGAAGUCGAGUGAGGGUGACGACGACCGUGCGGUCGGUGUGGCCGUGGAGAGCAGGGCGCCGGUGAGUGACGGGGAAUCCGUCGGCUGCAAGUAGAACCGAGUGACGAGAAGUAGUAUGACCAGCGCCAAAGUGCUACACGGAGCAGCGGAGAGCCGCGAUGCGCGAGUGACAACCAGUGAGUGACGAGUGGCGACGAGAGUGACAACUACAUACCGCGACGUGGAGGGCGAGUCGAGUUGCGCUGCGACAUGUGAGAGACGCCGAGCGAGUGACGAUGGCUCGGCUGCUGCUGGCGCUCCUCCUCCUCUCGGCCCGGGCGCGGGCCCAGUGCGGGGAGGUGGAGGAGGACCUCGCCAUCCGGGGGGACGCCAUCGUCACAGCGCUCCUCCCCCUGCAGGCGGGGCCCGGCUGCUCGGCGGAGGUCCCCCGGGGCCGGCGCCUCUCCGUGGCGGCGGUGCACGUCCUGGAGGUCCUGCGCCGACACCAGUACGUCCCUGACGUGGAUGUGGGGCUGCGGAUAGUGAACUCGUGUGCCAGCCCCAGCGUGGCCAGGAAGGUGUUGGUUGGUGCUUUCGUGGACCUUGAUUGCGAACAUCACUACUCUUUAGGUGUGCUAACGGGAGAAGACCUGUCUCGCUCCGAGUCCGUCUCCGAGCUCUGCUCCGGGCUGACGCAGGCGUUGUGGGGCGUGCCGGAGUCGCCGGACCCGGAGCCGCAGUACGGCAACGCGCUCGGCACCCUGUUGGCCGCGGGACCCUGGCCAGCCGCGGACGUCCUCACCUCCAGCGUGCACCAGGACGACGGCCGGGAUGAUGACGACGACGACGGCCCGGUCGGCGAGCACCACCUCGACGCGGCCGAGCACCUCGCCGACCAGGCCGUGGAGAACGCCCGGCUGCGCGGCGUGUGCGCGCGCCGCGGCCACGCGCCCGACGGCUUCCGGUGGUCGGGGCCGUCCUCGCGCGCGCGCGUCCUGGUGGGCGCCGAGGCCGCGCUGCGCCGCAUGCUCCGCGACCACGUGCUCGUGCCCGUCGAGGGCCCCGUCCCGCAGCUCAUCCUGGCGCCGCCCGACGGCAUCUGGUCCGAGGCCACGCCGCUGCCCCGCGACGCGCUGGUGCUGGUCCCGGACAUGUCGCCGCUGCGCGCGCUCAUGGCGCGGCUCGGCGAGCAGGCCCACAACCAGUCCGACGACGCCGUCGCCGUCCCCUUUCCGCCGGACCCGGAGGACGUGGCGGCCGCCGUGGGGCUGAACGACUUCCUGGCCGUGGGCCGCGCGCUGCUGCAAGCCGCCGACCUGCUCAAGGAGGGAAUGUCGGCGUUCUGCGAAGGACAGUCUGCAGAUGAAAACUCGACGUCGACGGGCACGCCGGCGGCGGCGUCGGGGCCGUCGGGGCAGGUGUGCGGGCGCCUGCCGCCGACGGGGCUGCUGCUGGAGGAGCUCCGAGCGUCGCUGCCGCCGCAGGACGAGGCCGCCGUCACGCGGCUGCUCGAGGUGCGUCAGGACGAGGUCGCCUCCAGGGCCGCGGCCUCGGCCACCUUCCUCCUGCUGCGCUCGCCCGGCCCGGGACGACCGCUGGUGCCGCUCGCCCACUACCGCGGCGGCAUAUGGACCAUCCCGGACGACGCUCUCGCCAAGGCUGACCUGGAGACGGUGGACUGCCCCCUGCUGCUGGCCAGCGGCGAGGUGGAGUGGGUGCGCGAGGCCUGGGUGGCCACCGUGCUCACCGUCGCCGUCCUGGGGACCAUGUGCGCCACGGCGGUGGCCUUCUUCAUAGCCACGAGAAUCCUCGCGGGUGACAUCCUGGAGGGAUCCGCCACGCUGUCCCUGCUGCUGCUGCUGGCCGUGCUGCUGGCGUACGCGAGCGCGCUGCCCUACUGCGCGCGGGGCUCGGGGCUGGUGCUGUGCGGGAUGCGCCUGCUGGCCGCGCCGCUCGCGCACUCGCUCCUGCUCUCCGUCAUGCUGGGCCGCGCGCUCAUGCUGGCCGCCUGCGACCACGACGGCGGACUGCUGUCGCACGUGUCCGGUCCCCUGCAGGCAGCCAUGUGCUUCUUCACGCUGGCCGUGCAGGUGGCGCUGAGCGUGCAGUUGAGCCUGCUGCUGUCGCCGGCCGUCUGCGGGUGGCUGUCCGGCCCACGCUUCCUCAUCCUGCUCUCCUACGACCUGCUCCUGCUCGCGCUCCUCGCCAUCACCGCGCCCUUCAUCGCCACCUCGAGGAGAAACUACCGCGAGGGCAUGUUCUUCGCGGCCACCACCGCGGUGCUGCUGGCGCUGUGGAUCGCGUGGGUGUCGCUGUACCUGGCGGGCAGCCACGCGUGGAGGGACGCGGCCAUGAGCGGCGGGGUGACGGCCGCGGCCACCGCCGUCCUGCUGGGCGUGUUCGUGCCCAGGACGUACCUCAUGGCGGGCGCCAUGGUGCGGGACAAGCUGGCCGCCCAGCUGCCCGCCUUCGCCCGCGACCAGAGCAUCACGGACCUGGCCUUCCGCGAGGCGGCGCGCGGCGGGGCGGGCGUCGCGCUGGGGGCGGGGCCUGGGGCGGCCCUGUACGACAGCGUGUCGCUGUCCGGGGCCGGGCCCUGCGGGUCGCUGGCGGGCAGCAGGGGCAGGCUCGCCAGGGCCGCCAGCCCCAACGUGUACUCGGACCGCCACGGCCACCGGACCAGGCCGACCACGCCGCUCACCCCAGACGGCAGCCUGCCGCGGUACGACGUGCCCUCGCCGCACAAGGUCACGAGGUUCUAGCCCCGACCUUGGAUCUGCCCCGAGGAAGGAAGAGGAUGGCUUUUAUGUACAUUGCAGUGCUGAAUAAAUGAGGACGAUGAGUUGUGAA